UUAAAAAGAUCGUGUGAAAAUGUGAAGGUCUUUUUCACUGCAAUUUCAAAAGGGUAGAUGAUCCUCUGCAAUGAAGCUGGUCCCAUUAUCACAAAACUGAAAAUUGGAAAUCCCAUCCAAAGUUCCAAAUCCAAAACCAACUCCAAUCCAAUCCAAAAGAGAUGAAUGGGAAGAAAUCAUCAUUCACGAUAUGCAGCUGGGAAUGGGCCAAAAGCUAAGGCUUGAAGAUAAGAGUAUGGAGUGUUGGAUAACAGCAUCUUCUUUUUGUAAUCCUCAAACUGCACACUCUUCAACCCCCUCUUUUAUCCGAUUUCUAAACAGAAAAUGACGUCUCAGUUCAUAACUGCUUUCAAGCCUUCAACUCUCUCUCUCUAUAUAUAUGCCAUUCAAAACACAGAAAAUGGAUCACUCAAUCCCAACACACACAUUGAGAGAGAGAGAUGGCAGGGGUGUUUUCUAGGGGAGCCCAGACAGUGAACUCCAUGUUCCUCAAGCCAGUGACACAAAAAACCUACCACAGCAAAAGCUCUUCCUUCGAUAAGGCACGAAAAUUGGACAAGGAGGAAGCAAAGGAGAAUAUGAACCGGAUUGGAGAGAAUGGCAGUAACUGGUGGGUUCGUGAUGGCCGGACGGGAAUUUAUUACCCAAAGGGCCAAGAGAAGGUGAUGGAUGGCAUACCAACGGCAGCUGGAAAAGAUAUCAGUGCGGUUCAUUGGUUCUCAUACAAUGAUCACACUAGUAUUUAGUGUCAACACUCCUAGAAUAACUAAGCUACAUUGCACAUGUAGUAGUCAGUAACACCUAUGAUCUCCAAAGACCCAUACAUCCAAACACUUACAAUCUUUGAAUAUCGUGUGUUCUUUACUAGGGUCGGUUCGUAUGUUUUGAUUUUUUUGAGUAAAAAGAUUUUCAAUGUUCAUAUGAAAAUGAAUAACACCAUCAAUAAAGUUUAUAUCAUAAUGACUACAA
Molecule: messenger RNA, 969 nt
Organism: Vitis vinifera (wine grape)
Lineage: Eukaryota; Viridiplantae; Streptophyta; Magnoliopsida; Vitales; Vitaceae
Exons: 2
Coding region: 441-746 (101 amino acids)
Source: RefSeq, a predicted model, not a curated record